AUGAGACGCCCCAUACACAAUCCAACGAACUCAGGUAUACACUGCACAGACCAACACUCCGUACUAUGGCAUUCUUGUUUCUCCCUUUCAUACCAGCGGCGGUAGGAGGACUAGCGGCGGCGGGCCUUGGGUUAGCGGCGGCUGGAGCGGGAGCUGGAGCAAUAGGAUCACUAGCAGGGCGACAGAGGACCGUGUUUGACCCGUUUCCCCGUCAUCUGAAUCUGCCUAGCUUUCCAGACCUGCUACCUCGGAUUCAUCGUCCUGAAAUGAAGAGGGAACCCGUCGCCGUUGUUGCUAGCGUUCCGGUCAAACCUAACAAGCCCCGGAGCAACAGCAGCAGCAACAGCAGUGAUAGUGAAAGUGAGAGUGAUAGUGAUACCGAGAGUCUCAGCUUACCUAGCCUACCCAGCAUUGGCAGUAGUAGUGAGAGUGAUGACGACGACAGUGAUAACGAGACCACGGAGGAGAAGGAGAAGAAGAAAGAGAAGAAGAGACUGAAAAAAACUUUGAAAAAAAUGACGAUGCUCAGUAAAAUAGGAGAGAAAAUGUGGAGCAUGAAGAAGAUGACGAACCAAAGCGGGGGAACCAAAAGCGUAACAGUACUCGCCCCGCCGCCUGAGCCAUCGCUCUACCGCACCAAUCAACGCGCCGUCUUGACCUCCUCUAGCCUUCGCGGCGGCGUCCGUGAUCGUCAAGCGGCGGCGGCUCUUUACUUUAGCAGGAAUUGAAAAAGAUUGCCCCAGCUGGAAACGGAAUAAAAUUUCAACUCGGAUCUUAAAGAUCUAUAUAUAUAUAUAUAUACUACAUAUAUACACACACACACACACACAUAAGGUGUGUAAUAAUAAACUUGAAUAAACAAAUAAACUCCCUACUUGAAUAAACAAAUAAACUUGAAUACAUUAAAUUCGUAUAUAAAUUUGGAUUCAACACAUUUAUUUUGAAAUAUCAUACUUUUAUAUCCUAUAUUUAUAUAAUAAUCGAGAUAUUAAUGAACAAAAUAUUGUAUCAGAGAGAUAAAUCAAAUAAAAAGAAAGAUAUGCAUGAGAUGGAGCUGGGAGGGAGUAUUUAUUUAUGUAUUUUUAUAUAUUUAUCUUUUGAUAAUAUAAAAUAGUUGUGUCAUCUUUUGUUUUGUGCAGUAAAACUUUUGAAGUCAU
Cuscuta campestris is the source of this 1157-nucleotide messenger RNA. Lineage: Eukaryota; Viridiplantae; Streptophyta; Magnoliopsida; Solanales; Convolvulaceae. The record is from the annotation of a GenBank genome assembly.